AUGAAGCAACCUAACUGGCUGGUAGGAGAGAUGGAGGGAGGGGGAAGGCAUUCAGCUAGUGUCAGUUUGGGAAACUUUAACUUAACCAGUUUCUACCAAGAGCCAACAGGAAUACAGGAGGUCCAAGAUAUGAGGAUGGUUUAACUACUGAGAACAAGUAAAAAAAGAAGAGGACUAACCCAUGGCUGGAUUGUUUUAGGAUGUGGGUGAUGUGCAGAAGACCUGACACCCAGGUGUGAACCCAGGCAGAAGGGGGUCCAAUGGCCACUGCAAAUUAUGACCCCGACUUGGGCGAAGGCCCGUCCGAGGACUUGGAUAGCCUCCUGGAUGAUUCUGAGUCAGGGAGUUUGCUUUCUGAAGACUCAGUGCUUCCUGACUAUGACAGGGAUGAAGAGUGUAAAGACCCAGCUAAAACACUGUAUGAGGCCUGUAGUAGGAAUGACCCCAACUCCAUGCGCAGGAUCCUGGAGCGAGGAGUCACUAAGGACGAGGCUAUGGAGCUGGACAUCAACGGCCGGAAUGGACUAAUGCUGGCUGUGGUCAAGGGAUACGUAGAUAUUGUCACCAUGCUGCACACAUGUCCACUUAUAGACAUCAAUCACCAAGACAAUGAUGGCAACACUGCCCUCAUGAUUGCUGCCCAGGCAGGUUUCAUCACCAUUCUGAACUUUAUUCUAAACUAUUACUCUGGUGUGGACACCGAGGUCAGGGAUCCCCGUGGCUUCACAGCCCUCAUUAAGGCAGGUCUGCAGGGCCGAGCAGAGUGUGUGUCCGCCCUGCUAAUGCAUGGUGCAGAUAUGAAUGCAAUGGACUUGGUCCAAGGGAGAGGGCUAAAGGAUUGGGUCCUCAGGACAGGAGGGUUUGAGACUCUUAACAGAAUACGCCGCCUGCAGGCUCAUUGUGUCGCUGAGCAGUUCUGUGAAAGCUACGUUCCUGAGUGGCCUGAUCUGAAGCAACUGGUAGCAAAGGCCACUGCCGCCAAAACAGCCAGCCAGAAGCUAAGGCAGCGCUUAAAAGACAGCAUUACUUUCAGUUUCCCUCAAGACCCUCAAGACAAUGGGGUCAUGGACCAUAUGGUGCGGAUGACCACAAGCAUCCACAGCCCCCUGAUAGUCACUGGUUGCCAUCCACUCUGUCCCACCAGCCCCCCAGAAAUUGGCAAGCGGCGAUGGGCUGUCUCUGAACUGCUUGAAAAGCAUGGCAGCAAAGAGUUGGAGGAGAGCACAGUGUCCCACAGCAAAGGCCCAAUCAUCACCUCAGCUUCUCCCACUGCUGUGUCAGCCGCCUCUGUGUCUCUGACCUCCUGCUGCCAGGACUCAGAGCGCAGGGACAGCAUGCCAUCAGGUGGCAUGAAAAGCUUCAUUCCCCGCAGCAUAGCACACAGGAACAGCAUCUUCCCCUCAGGCUGUAUUCCUAAGAUUGAAGUGACAAAAUCUGGGGAGCCCACUCCAAAGAAGGAGAAAAAGAAGAAAAGGCAGAAGGGCUACCUGGAGCCUCCUGUCUGGAAGUACAAGGAGGCCAAGGAGGAGAGAAAGAAGGAGAAGAAUCAAGAAAAGGAAAAAGAGCAAGAGAAAAAAAACAAGGGGUCUAAACGAAGCCACAAAUGAGGAAGUCUUCUCUUUUUCUCAGAGAAUUUCACUGAGAUAAAGUCAGGCAGGAGGGAUCAGCAUGCCAUUACAAUGAGGACAGUUUUACUAAGGAAUUGCAAAACCAGUUUGGAAGUGCGCCGCUGGUAAUUAAACACUGAUGGAUUGGAACUUGGGCUUGGGAUGAACAUGAGAAAACUGGAGUGACUUGAAUUUGCUGGAUACAAAGUAUUUAUGUAAACCAAAUGUUAUUUGGUUUUGGAGAUAUAUGCUGACAUGUCUUAGCAUGGCUGUUUCUCAUUUCAGCGUCUACCUGGUGGUAGAUUAAGUCUCACAGAGAUGCAAAAUUGAUUUGUUUUGAAAACUUUAUUUCACCAAUCUGUGUAUUGUGAAUAACUUCCAAGUAGCGUGCCAUCAUGGUAUCCAACUGCAAAGUAACCAAAGCAAUAGCAAAUACUAUACAUACAGUACAUAAGAGCAAUGGCCUUCAGCAAAUAAAUGUAUGUUAUAGUUAAUGAAAAAGACUGUGAUGUUAAAUGGAGGAAAAAGACAACACAUCAUCAGACUAUGUGCUGUGCUCCUCUACAACACAGGCUCAAAGAGACAGUGGUUACUUUUUGUAGGACCAAGCAAUGGGGGGAAUGUGUCGGCACCCAACUAUUUUGAGAUUCAUAAACUCUUGUUUCUUUUUCCACUCUGCAAUAGGAGUAAUGCUGUUGGCAAAAAUUCAGAAACAGGAAGUAAACUGUAGCUAUGUAAUAUCUUAAUUUUGAUUGAGAUCACCAUUAUUUUCAAAGGUUAUCCAAUCCUCUCUGUAUGCAACAUGUAACAUAUACUGGAUGCCUUUAUAAUGUUUUUUGACAGAAUUUUAAAACUCCAAACUGAGCAAUGGCAUGUGAAUGAUGUUAGAUCCAGGAAAAAAAGAACUUUUUCAUUUAGUCUGAUGAUGGGGAAAAACUGCUCACUGUUACCUCUGCACAGCAAAGAAACUAUUUGUGCAUAAUGUUGCUCAGGAAGUUUUUUGUUAUAUGUUGGGCAUUAUACUUUUAAGGGAAAGUCUGGAUCUUUUGAAGUGGGGUUGUAUGAAGUACUUAUCCAUAGUCAGUGUGUUACAUAUCAGAAUCAGAACCAGAAAUACUUUAUUGAUCCCCGAGGGGAAAUUAUUUAUGUUACAUAUAGUAGAUGUCUGUUGGCACACCACCAGUUUGUGGAAGCAGGCAGGAGUACUGUACUGUAAAGCCAGACUCCAUUGAGAAAAACAGUAAUUUUACCAUGCUCAGUACAGGAGCUAAUGGGCUAACGCUGCCUCAAUCAGCUAAUUGUGUGGCUUCACUGAAUUCAAACUAACAAUUUUAAAUGCCAAACCCACACAAUUACUGUAACUAACUAGCUGAUUGAGGCAGCAGUAGCCCAGCAGCUCCCUUCUUAAGCGAGCUAAAAUUAAUGUUUUUGCCAAUGGAGUUUGGUGGCUUUGACAAGAGCAUGGAAAGGGAACUGAGGCCGUUAUUGGCUGUAUGCGGCAAGGUAAAGUGGUGAAAAUAUUCUAAAUAUAGCAUACCCUUAAAGUGUUCCGGAUUAUUUUAGGUGGCUUAAAUACGUUUUGCUGUCAACCCCGUCCACAGCAGUACAUUGCUUAGCCUCUUUAGCGGUCCUCUUGUCUGCUUCUCCAAACUGGGGUGUGUGCCAG
Messenger RNA from Epinephelus lanceolatus (giant grouper), 3273 nucleotides. RefSeq names its product ankyrin repeat domain 33Aa (gene ankrd33aa). NCBI's taxonomy places the organism in Eukaryota, Metazoa, Chordata, Actinopteri, Perciformes, Serranidae. The record is from RefSeq and is a predicted model, not a curated record. Gene Ontology annotation, molecular function: protein binding.